This is a messenger RNA of Penicillium verhagenii, 672 nucleotides long. RefSeq lists its product as uncharacterized. The coding region runs from base 1 to 672 and encodes 223 amino acids. The record is from RefSeq and is a predicted model, not a curated record. The transcript has a single exon. NCBI's taxonomy places the organism in Eukaryota, Fungi, Ascomycota, Eurotiomycetes, Eurotiales, Aspergillaceae.
AUGUCCCCCCACGAGCCCCCACCCCGCCUAAUAAUCUUUCACACCGGCUCACCAGAGACCAGUACCUUCUAUCAACGCUGGUACCGGUUGAUGAGUCUACUCGAAACCAAAAUCGAAGUCAAGACAGCCCGCCACAUAACCGCGCUCCCAGCCCUCAUCGAAGACCCAACAACAAUUCUCAUCGUUGCAGACAGCGAACUGGCAUUGCCCAAAAACACCUUCUACUGGGACAUUGUCCUGGCCUUCGUUUACUACGGCGGUAUUUGCAUCACGGCGUGCGAGUUCUACAGAGUCGACCCCGAGCAUAUCGCACCUUUUUUCGCCAGGGCGGGACUGAGUUGGACCUCGGGCUUGUUCCGUCAACAUAGGAGAUUUGAGUUCAAUCCUGCGGCUGAGGGCGGUCCCGAGGGUGGUAUGCUUGAUGGGCGUGCACCGCAAAUCUAUCGUGCGGGAGGUCGGCCUAUUUGGAACGUUGAGGAGCGGCACAUAUGGUAUUCUUUUGAUGAUUCUGGCGAGGGUCCGCGGGCUGUUGGGACUACCACUACCACUACCACUACCACGAUGGUUGCGAUGGCGGGUUUUGGGCGUGGCUGGCUGGGGUAUACUGGGAGUAAAGGGUCAUGCCGAAAGACGAUUGAUAUUAUUGUUGCUAUGUGUGGAUUGAGUGCUUGA